Drosophila gunungcola (fruit fly) is the source of this 2857-nucleotide messenger RNA. RefSeq lists its product as uncharacterized. NCBI's taxonomy places the organism in Eukaryota, Metazoa, Arthropoda, Insecta, Diptera, Drosophilidae. The transcript has 2 exons. The coding region runs from base 440 to 2782 and encodes 780 amino acids. The record is from RefSeq and is a predicted model, not a curated record.
CAUAUUAAAUUUGACUUUUUUGAGCUCUUCUGAAGGAGAAACCCUGUAUUGUGUUCUUAUCAACUCCUCCGUCAGAGCAUAACCACUUCGGAUUUAUAAGACCCACGUGAUAUUCCUAGCUACACCGCUGCGAUCUUCAGAUUUUCAUGGUCAAUGCGUUUUUUAAUAUCUCUUUCUUUUCCACAUGCCUGGGAGCACGAAUUCGCAUGAGCAAUUAAUUUAUUUGUCUGUAGAUUGCUGUUUUGCUUUCGCAGCCAAACCGUAUUAAACUUUCUAAUUAAGCUGUUGCACUUGGGCCGAUAUAACCGAUGCUUUUUAGGCGCCGCCAGCGCCCGGCUGCACUCAGUCAUCGUUGCGAUCCGCGAUGAGGCAGAAGCCCAAGCCCACAUUUAUAAAGCGAUAGGCAAGCCGAGUGGUUCGAGCAGCAGAGUCCGGAAAGAUGUUCAUGCAGUCGGCAGUCAGUCAAGGACAACGAGACACUCGAACGCGACUGGAUCCAGGCUCAACUGAAGGCAGACGGUGGAUUAUGGGCCUGAUCCUGGGCUACACAAUUAUGUCUCUCAUGGUAGUCAAGGUCGCCUCAGCAGCAGCUCUUUAUCAGCAGCAACAUCUGCAGCAGCAGCAUCUACUGCAUCAGCAGCAAUCGCCCAACGACAUUGAGUCCUCGGCAGACGAGCCCACGACCACGGAGCCUGAGCAAUCAGACAGCGACAGCGACAUCGACAAGAUGCGGGCCAAGUUGCAGCAACUGCAGCACGAGCAGCAGCAACAGUAUCUGCGCCAGCAGCAACACCAGUUGCAGCUGCAUCUGCAGCAGAUGCAGGCCACGCAGGGGGCUGCUGGGGAAACCGCCUACUUAUUGGAGCGUGCCGACAGCAACAUUGCACCCAUCUACGGGACGUGGCGCACGAAAGCGCAACGGCAGCAACACCAGCAACACCAGCAACUCCAGCAACAGCAGCAACAGCAGCAACACGCAACAUCAUCGCACGAAACUGACGACACCCAUGUGUAUGAGCGUCUGCCCAAGCGAUCGGCGACCAUGACGCCUCUGAGGGGGCUGCUGCGUGACCAGAUGCCACGCCCCCCGCGCCUCACCACCCAGGACAUGCAGUUGUCCUUGGGCUCGCCCACGCCCCCACCGGCGCCCACAAAGGCGCUGCUGAGACGUCAGUACUCGGAGACCCCGGGAUCGCGAGCUCUGCGCAACCAGGAGGAGGGGUACAAGCCCAAGCCCUUUCACUUUCCCUACGAAGGCCCCCUGCCCGAGCAGUUCAGCAAGGGCGAAGCUCGUCCGGAGCUGAACAACAUCCAGGAUAUACUGCAGCACCUGCACAUUGGCGGUGUGGCGCCCAGCAAUCUGCCACCCAUGGUGAUGAUGCCCACGGGUCUACACAUUGCCGGUAGCUUCAAGAACCUCAAGUCCAGUGGGAUUGGCAACUUCUUCCGGGGCAAGCGCAACAAGAAGCAGUUGCAGUUCAGCAUCCCCAUGCCCAUGUUCCCCAUGACCAUGCCCAUGCCCAUGUCCAUGCCCAUGCCCAUGCAGUGGUAUGCUCCGGGUGUGCUGCCCCACCAAAGGGUGGCCAUCGAUCAGUUGUACCCCUAUAAGCCCCGUUCGCCGCAGGAUGUCAAUCUGCUGGCCAUGCAGCCGCUGGGCAACGGGAAGCCCCUGUCCAAAAAGAAGAAAAAGAAGCAGCAACAGCAACUGCAACAGCAGCAGCAGCAACAGUUGCAGGAGCACGGAAGUCAUCAGCACUUUGUGGCAGACCCCUUCGUGCAGCACUUUCCCCAAUCGUUGCUAUCGCUGAAUGCCACCAGGCAGCCGCAGCUUAAGCGGGUGCCCUUCAAGGUCAAUCUGGACAUAUAUCCGGUGCUGCCGCCAUCGCGACCCGCGUCCGUGAUGCGACACCCCUUCCAGCAGGAGUACGCCCUGCCCUCGGCGGCUGCCUUGACGGGCACCACGGCGAGCGGUUUGCACAUGGGCCAAGGUCAUGGCCAAUACCAGACGCCCUUCAAGUUCCCCACCCAACAACCCGUGCUCUUUCCCGAUCAGGCCACCCGAUAUAGUCAGCAACAGGCUUUGUACCAGGCGCAGGCCCACAAGUUUCCGCCGCCCAAGAGCGUGCAUGCUGAUGAGGCCAUUUACGGCCAGAGUCUGGGACAGGGUCAAGGUCAGGGUCAAGGGCAGGGUCAAGGUCAAGGGCAGGGUCCGGUUGAGAGCCAAGCGAACCCCAUUAUGCUGCACUUGAACGUAUUUCCCAAGCAGAAACCCACUGCCACGAUUCGCAGCUCCACCAAUCCGUUUUACAACCACAACAUGCAGCGCCAGACGAUGAACUCGAAUGACUUGCCACCUCCCAAUCCGCCAAGUCCAAUAGAACCGAGACAGGCGGUCAACGGCAACGUUACUCACCUGCAGCAACAGCAGCAACAUCUGCAACAACUUCAUCCAUCGCUCAAUCAAACCCAGCAGCAACAUCAACCGACACAACAGCAACAUCUGCAAUCGCUGGCCGGCAAUCGUUCGAGUACCAUUUCCCGCAGCGAUCACCUGCCGCUGAUUGACUUUGAGCAUCCCAUAGUGGCGGCCGAACUGCCGGAUCCAGUCGCUUUAACCCACAUUCGGCAGGAUCAUCGAUACAGGAAGACGCCCGUGGACGACCACUUUCGCUACCAGAAGAGCGCCAACAUCGAGCAGAUGGCGGCCGAGGCCCAGACUGCCUCGCUCUUCCGCUUUCCCGUCGAGGACCUGAUUCAGUUCCAGGUGGACGAUGCUCUCUAACCACGAGUUACGCUAGUUUUAAUUAGACUUAGAUAGGUGUAGCAACAUCACUCCAUAUAGCAACCAUUUGUUUGC